Molecule: messenger RNA, 2234 nt
Organism: Botrytis porri
Lineage: Eukaryota; Fungi; Ascomycota; Leotiomycetes; Helotiales; Sclerotiniaceae
Exons: 8
Coding region: 136-1542 (468 amino acids)
Biological process (GO): carbohydrate metabolic process
Cellular component (GO): cytoplasm
Molecular function (GO): phosphoribulokinase activity; ATP binding
Source: RefSeq, a predicted model, not a curated record
UCUGUAUAUAUUGUGCCGCCGUACUCAAAUCGCUCACCUAGUCUUAUAUUCUUUUUCUCCUAUUAACAUGGAUUGCUGAACUCUCCAGAUACCUAGAACUACAUAACAUAAUCAGCAUUUUCCCCCACUUUCACAAUGGCUAUAUGUGUGAAAGAACAAGCUCACUACUCUCCUCCAUGGGCUGGAGUUAGUAUCAUAGGUAUAGCUGGAAGUUCUGGAUCGGGAAAAUCUACUUUGUCUCAUGCCAUUAUCUCUCAAAUGAACUUGCCAUGGGUUUGCAUUCUCAGCAUGGUAAUUCUGUUUUCCCUCAUUCCUAUAUCAAUCAGCCCAUUAAUGAUUGUGAAAAAAAAAAAGGAUUCGUUUUAUAAGUCUUUAGACGCGGAAGGAUCACGAAAAGCGUUUUUAAAUGAAUAUGACUUCGACUCACCGGAUGCAAUAGAUUUCGAUAGACUAGUCGAAAUAUUGCAAGACCUGAAAGCAGGAAAGAGAGCAGAGAUCCCUAUCUACUCAUUUGCAAAGCAUGCUCGAGAGAAGGAGACCACGUCAAUUUAUUCACCGCAUGUACUCAUAUUGGAGGGGAUUUUUGCAUUAUACGAUCCUCGAGUUCUUGAAUUGUUAGAUAUGAAGGUGUUCUGUCAAGCAGAUGGAGAUACCUGUUUAUCCCGGCGAAUCCUGAGAGAUGUCGCAGAAAGAGGUAGAGACAUUGAAGGUGUUAUAAAGCAAUGGUUUGGAUUCGUGAAGCCAAACUUUCAACGAUAUGUAGAGCCUCAGGGACAAGUUGCCGAUAUCAUUGUGCCACGAGGUGUAGAAAAUCGAGUUGCAAUUAAUAUGGUCGUACAAUACAUCCAACGAACAUUAAAAGAAAAAUCAAUAGCCCACAUUAUGGCUUUGAAGAAAUUGGGUUUGGGUGCUGAGGAUGAGCCUCUAUCUAAAUCAGUUCUUCUUUUGGAGCAAACACCUCAAUUCAAAGGCAUGAAUACCAUCAUCCAAGAUAUAGGAACUCCGGCAGAAGAAUUUGUUUUUUACUUUGACCGGAUUGCUACUUUACUCGUUGAGCAUGCUAUGAACAAUAUAUUCUUCACAGAAAAGAUUGUUGAGACACCAAUCGGUAACAAGUACCAUGGUUUAAUAGCUACGGGCGAAGUUAGUGCGGUUGUUGUCCUUCGGGCCGGAGGAGCUCUGGAGACUGGCUUAAAGCGGGUCAUUCCAGAUUGCAAAACUGGAAGACUACUGAUUCAAUCGAAUAUUCGAACGGGUGAACCCGAAUUACAUUUCUUAAAAUUACCGGACAAUAUCAACAAACAUGAUAGUGUUUUGUUACUUGAUCCACAAAUGUCGAGUGGGGGAGCUGCACUUAUGUCGGUUCAAAUCCUUGUCGAUCAUGGAGUACCACCCGAGAAGAUUGUAUUUGUGACUUAUACUGCAGGGAAAAUGGGAUUAAACCGACUUACAAAGGUCUUCCCUGAGGUUAAAGUUGUGGUAUGCACGAUAAUUCAGGACUACGAGGAGAGGUGGAUUGAAAAGAGGUAUUUUGGAUGUUGAUCAUGACGAGAUGGUCAGUGAUAGCUUGGUUUUGUGGUUAAAUCAGCGACUCGCUAAUGAACCAAUGUUAUGCUACUAUCAACUCUUCUGCUACCAAUAGUUCCAGGUACCAAGUAGACGUCGGUACUCGAACAAAGUUAAUUUCCUAACGGUUUUCCAUUCUGAGACUGGUAUAUAGUUCACCCCUUCUUGAUAUCUAACACCCCACAAUAUCAACUUGGGUGAUAAUUUGGAGUCGAGACAACCGAUGAACGAAGAAAACAACUGGUAAAUCACAACAUGAUUUUAUGGAUCGAUUUCUCUUGCUUUCUGUUACAUUCUACACUAUACACUAUGAAUCAUCAUCCAGCCUUGGUACACCACCAAAACUUUCCUUUCCGUAAGAUCUGGUUUAAAAUGUGGCAAUGGCUAGGAUUCCAUUAUCACUAUCUAUUGUUCGAGCUCUAGUGUGAAUGCUAUGACACUGUUCAUUUCCUUAAAUCUCAAUGCAGUUCCCGACUCUUUCCUCUCGUUUGCUUACUAGAAAUAUGGGGUUGUAUUCAAUCACCCAAACCAUUGAUACAAGUUGAAGUUGAGUGUUCGGUAGUGCGAGCCACAUGUCAGCAGUCAAAAGCGUUGGAAAAUUCAAAUGCUUUUGAGUAUUGAAAACAUAUUCAGUUAUCGAGGUUAUUGCAAAAGUUGAAACUAUUUCA